Molecule: messenger RNA, 699 nt
Organism: Zingiber officinale
Lineage: Eukaryota; Viridiplantae; Streptophyta; Magnoliopsida; Zingiberales; Zingiberaceae
Product: calmodulin-binding protein 25-like
Exons: 1
Coding region: 1-699 (232 amino acids)
Biological process (GO): response to osmotic stress
Cellular component (GO): nucleus
Molecular function (GO): calmodulin binding
Source: RefSeq, a predicted model, not a curated record
AUGAAUACGCUUAAUGCCUUAUUUAAGCCCGUUCACACCCUCCCCCAAUCAAUUACGGCACCGGCCGCUUCCUGCUUCUCCUCCGUCGCCAUGUUGGAGAACUGCUCGGCGCUGGAUCCUUGGCAGUACCGCUCCGACUCGGCCUGGAUCAGCCAGGCCUUCGCCAGCGAGAACCAGGCCGUCACCCGAGCCCUGCAGAUCUCCCUCUCUGACAACUCCUCCUCCGACGCCGCCUCUCCGUCGUCCGCCGCCACGUCCUCCGCCUCCCCCUUCCUGCUCCACCACCGCCAGCAUAGCCACACUCCCGACGCAUACCCCCUCCGGCUGCUCGGCCACUCCCCUUCUGGCCGCAUCUCCAAGCGGAGGUCGCGCGCGCCCAAUCGCUCGCCCACCACCUACAUCAACGCCGACCCGACCAAUUUCAGGGAGAUGGUGCAGCGGGUCACUGGCUUCCAGGUCGACCGCGGGAUGCUGGCUGCCGAGCCGAUGGUGAAGUCGGAGCCGGAGCUAGCAGCGGUGGGCGACCGCGCCGCUCUGCGACAGGUCUGCCAGUCCACCCUCGAUACCUCGGCGCCGUUGCUGGACUGCGUCGCGGAUGAUGGCGUGUCCGUCGUUUUGUCUGACCAUAUCCCGAAUUUCGACCUUGACGGACUAGAUAUGCCGGCCUUCCCGACCUUGGAGUCGUGGGACGCCAUGUGA